Molecule: messenger RNA, 6291 nt
Organism: Homalodisca vitripennis (glassy-winged sharpshooter)
Lineage: Eukaryota; Metazoa; Arthropoda; Insecta; Hemiptera; Cicadellidae
Product: HEAT repeat-containing protein 1
Exons: 28
Coding region: 226-6222 (1998 amino acids)
Biological process (GO): positive regulation of transcription by RNA polymerase I; maturation of SSU-rRNA from tricistronic rRNA transcript (SSU-rRNA, 5.8S rRNA, LSU-rRNA)
Cellular component (GO): small-subunit processome; 90S preribosome; t-UTP complex
Molecular function (GO): snoRNA binding
Source: RefSeq, a predicted model, not a curated record
GUCACAUCUCUAACAACAACCAUAAGAAGACGUAGCGUAGCACAGGUGUAUUGUCCAUGUGUUCUGUUUUGAGGUUAUGUUAUUUCUUUUGAUUUGAUAUAAUUUAUAGAUACACUAAGUUAUUAAUGUGGUUAAUUUGGAUGGUUUGCAAAUAAUUCAAUCUUUUUGAAGGUUGUUGACCAAAAGAAUUAGUACUGUACAGUGUCCUUCAUUUAGUCCUAUAUAAUGGCUGGAACAUCUUUGGCAGAACAGUUAAAAAAGUUAGCUGUUCCACAGACAUCGAUAUUAGUUCAUAGCAAGAAGAGGACUUCCUUACUUUAUAACCCAAAAGAUGCUGCUGACAUCGAUCGAGCAACCUUUUACAAAAUAGGCCUAAGUGGAUUGGAGGAGCUGAAAACCAUUUAUGCUCGUUUGGCGGAAUUUGAGAAAUCACUGUUUGAUGAAACAAGCCUACAUCUGGAACGGGCUGUGGAAGACCAACAAGCCAAUGCUAAACUAGACCAGCUGAUCAACAGAUUCCUGAUAUUGCUUUCGCCAUAUUUGAACUUGGACCCAGCGCACAAGGCUCUGGAAUGGCUGAUUUGCCGAUUUCACAUUCAUCAAUACAACAUUGAUAGUAUCAUGGCCCUAAUUAUGCCUUACCAUGAUACAAACAUUUUUGCAAGAAUGAUUCAGAUUUUACCUCUGGAAGGGAGAGGAGGCAAGUGGAUUUGGCUGCAACCAUUGAAAAAAGAAGGCAUUCCUAUGUCAAAAAUCUUUCUUCUGUCAAGAGCAUCCUCUGAUACUUCAUUUUUCAAGUUUAUUUGUAAUCUUCCCCUGCAAGGAGUUCAGGUCCAUGGUGAAGAAAGUGUGCGACUCACAACUCUGUUUGCAUUUUAUUGUACUACUGUGAUUGGGGCACUUCACCAGAGCCCUCACGUAUCCGAGGUUCAGGUGACCCAUCUCCUACCUUCCCUCAUCGCAGGUCUCAGCUCCUGCCACUUGGACUUUGCCGCUUCUGCCUUCAUGAUCCUUGGAUAUCUUGUCACCAAAAUCCACCUCACUCCCAGGAUCUUCAGUGAACUUUUCUACAAAGUUUGCAAAAGUGACCAGUCGAGCCUGCGCAGUGAGGUGACACUAGCACUGGUGGUGAUGUGUCAGUCACAUGUUGGCCACACUCCUUCCCUCCUCCCCUCCUUCCUUCACCUGGCCACAUCCUCCUGGUUCCUGUCGUCCCUUGCCCAACAGGCCCGUGAUGGAGUAGUAGUCUACCCCUUGGUAGCGGCUGUCAUCACCGACUGUCUCACAGCUGACAACACAACACUCCAGGACUUUGUGUCCCAGCUGCUGGCAGAGAUUGCAUUCAACAACGACGAGGCACGGAAUAUGGUGAAGCUGUUUGCUGAUAAACCCCUAGUCAACAACGAGUGGUUUCGCAACACACUGCACCAACUGGAGAAGUCGUACCCAGAAGCUUUUGAUGAGGCUGUCAAAGUGCACUCUAACUUGCUUGGGCUGAUGCCUGAUUACUCUGCUCGGAAUGAGUUGUUCCAAAAAUUGAACCAUCCUCAAUGGCAAGUUCGUCUGCAAGCAAUUGUUCACAUCAAAUCUCACAUGGAGUUGCUCAAGGAACAGUGGGUUCAGGAAACUCUGCUAACUCGACUAUCCGAUGACAAAACUCAAGUGUUAGUUGCAACCCUAGACCUGGCCAGCCACUUGCCUCAGAUGCAGUUGAAUGAACAGCUGAUCACUUUGAUUGCUCGAUGCUGGCACAAGUUCAAACUUCACUCAGUUGCUCCGGAAGCACUCGCUCGUCUCCAGUCCAGUCAGGCCGAGCCCGACCCAACACUCGUGUUGCUGCUGACUCUGCCCUUCCUGCUGCCUUCUGACGAGAAAGAAGUGGAAAUGACAACUGCAAUCAAAGUACUUAAGUGUACUGCAGUCAGACAAAAUAAUCUUUUGAAAUCUUUUAUUGAAGAACUGGAGAAUGAAGUGGUAGAACCAAAGAGCCUUCCUGAAAAGGUCUUUAAAUUCCUCCAGAAGGGGUUGGAAGGCGUGGACCUCGAUAGUGUACUUAAGGCAGGCAAACAUCUGGAACCACAUGGUAAUGUGUAUCAGCUGAUGACCUUGCUUGUGUCAGCUGCUGUCCUGCCCAUCAAUGUUUCGAUUGAUAAUAUCACCUCUCUACUUCAACGGUUGGCGGAGUACAAUAGUUCUUCGGAGUUAAGCUCCGAUAUUCGCAAGGAUUUAGAUGGAGAAAGCUUAGGUCACAUUGUAUCUUCUUGCCGUGACAAUAAACUGCCUUUUCAAGGUAGUCUGUACAUCUUGUCGAAAGUGAUGAGAAAAAUAAAAUAUACAUUUCCUGAGAAAAAUCACAUUUUUGAUGUUAAAGACCCAAGAGCAGCUCUUAUGAUUAAUAUUUUUAAACUUGCAAUAAAGAUGAAAACGUCAAGGAACAAGUACAUCAGGAAAGCAUACUCAAGCUACUGUGAGAAAAUGUUUGAGAAAUGCUGUGAAACGCCGGAAAGUCAAAUACAUCUGCUGAGCAAUGUGGCACUUGGAUGUCCAGAGAUAGCAGCAGAGUGCAUGGCGUGGCUGGGGUUGCUUGUGGAGGAGUCAGCCUGUCUUACCGAGACAGAGUGUGUACUGGUGCCUGCGCUGUUGGUAGCCCUGCACUCGCCAAAGGACGAUGUGCGCCACAAUGCGCUCACUGUACUCCAGAGUCUUGCUCAGAAAUUGGCUCUGCCCGUGUACCAUAAGCUGCUGGACCUCCUCACACAACACUACCAGGAGAUCCAAAUUGACCAUGAACAGAUAACCGUGGUCCUAUACAUGCACUUAUCACCUGACCCAUCAGUAAAGUCACUUCAGGAGAAAGCACAGCGACAGGAGAUGGCCAAUGUUCUCACCAGUCUGAUGGACAUAAUAAUAGCUCCUGGUACGCCGAUGUAUGUAAGGUCAUAUCUCCUACAACUGUUGGACCAGAUCAAUUCACAAAGCUUGUUGGAGAAACUUGUGCCACUUGCAAUGAAUAUUCUGCGGUCCCCCCUGCGAUCGGAGGAGGAGAGCAGUGUUCUUACAUUGAUUGUGAAGAGAGUCUGUGCCAGCACCGCUUCAGCACUAAGUGUCGAGAAGGUUUGGCUGUUCGUGGAAACUUGCUUGAAGGACCACAAGCCUUUGUGCACUAAUGGCGCCUUGCCCGCUGUACUCAUGCUACUCCAGAUUGACAAGGAACUGUUCGCCACAUUGAGCACCGAGCUGCAGCGCAGGCUGCUGUCGCUGAUUGUGAGUUGUGUUGCAACGGCAGAGAGCAGUGAGGUCACCAGUGCUGCCACUUCCUGUGUCAAGCGGGUGACACUGGAUGCUGCUGUUGUGGCCAGCCUGCUGGAGCCUAUGACAGCAGACCUGCCUCCCACUCCCGUGUCCUCUGCUACCACAACCAAAAGAGGUUGGACUGUGAAGAAACCUCCAUCCCUAGAGCUACUCACUUCCACGCACUGGAGGCAGGGCUUGUGCUUGCUGGAGUUUAUUCAAAACAAGAAGAAACUGGAGAAUGUUGAACUUCUUCUGCCUAGAUUAUUUCAAAUUCUAAACAGAUGUCUGCAGUUCGAGGAACAGUCGCCAGUGGAAUACACCAAGCAAGCACUACUUGGCAGCCUGCUGCAGUGUUGUGUCAAACUGUCCCCGGAUGGUAGACCAGUGGACCUGCCAGAGGCCAGCUUGCAGGUGGAGCUGGUUGUAGAAUGUAUAAGGGUCUCCCAGAAUCCUCAGACCCACCAUCAUGCACUACUGUUGCUGGCUCACAUGGCCAACAUGAUCCCGGAGAGGGUGUUGCACUCAAUAAUGCCUAUAUUCACUUUCAUGGGAUCAUCUGUGCUGCGUCAGGAUGAUGCUUACAGCUUCCAGAUCAUCUCCAAGAUUGUUGAGACCAUCAUUCCGAUUCUGAUGAAGAGUAAGGCAGUAGGGGCGGAUCUGACUCCAGAGCUUGUGGGGGUCCUCCGGGUCUUUGCCGGAGCCCUCUUGGACAUUCCGGAGCACAGACGGAUCCCUCUGUUCACCAAGUUGCUGACCACCCUCCGCGAGGGCCAUUUUCUCUGGGUCCUUCUGGCUCUUGUGUUUGAAAGCCAUGUCUUGCAUCCCUCACAAGACAAUUCUGCAGUCAAAGAGUCAGGUUCUAUCCCCAAAAGGUUGGAGGUGGGUUUGCACUUGUGUCAUCAUUUUACCCCUGCCACAGUGCUUUCCGCUGCCUGCCGAUUGAUUCACUACCUCUGUGCUCUGCCAGUGGAUAAAAAUGAUAAGAAGAUGAAGAUAUUCAAGAAGAGCACUGAGGGAGCCUUGUUCGAUGUGGAGAAAGCCACGGACAAGCAGCUGCGACACUACACCUACACUGGCCUCACGUUUCUGUCUUUCUUGUUAUCAUCAAAACAGUUCCUUCGACUGAUGGCAGCAUUGUCAUUGGAAGAAGUACAAGACCUGAAGGACAUAUUUCAACAAAUUUUUGAAGGCGUUCUCACGCUAACGCAGAUUGUGUCCAAGCAAGUGGACACAAACAGUGGGCAACUGACAACCAAGUAUUGGAAAUCUAUGUUGAACAUCUGCUUUGAUGUAAUGGCAAAGGUGAAUGCCCUGCUGCCUGAAGAAAUGUUCCUACACGUUGUGACCAGUUUGCUAGACCACCAGCUGAUCUCUCUGCGUUGCAAGGCCCUAGAACUGCUUAACUGGAGGCUCCAGCAGGCCCGGCCCCUGGACUCUGCACAAUUGCUGACUCUACUGCCCCCCUUAGUGUCUCUCGUCCGGUCCACUGACAGUUCACAAUCUGAGAAUCAGCUCAUGCAGCAGACAGCUCUUCUGUCAAUCAAGUUCCUAGCGAGGCAGCUGGCGGCCUCACAUCCUGAAUAUUUCCAACAGGCAUUCAAAGCAGCUACAAGAGUGGUGAAGAAGAGGUCUAUUCAUGAUCCUGUGUUGGCCUCUGCAGUUCUGUGUGUCGGAGAGCUCUGCCAUACACUCGGUGCUCACGCCAUCGCUUGUCUACCAGACUUCAUGCCUCCCAUCAUCGCAGUCCUAGGGAACCAUUCACUCCCAACUAGUGGAGAACUUCUGUUGUUGAGUGUGGUGUCGGCCGUUCACAAGGUGGUGGACAGUCUGGCAUGUUUCCUUAGUCCCUACCUGGCCCAGCUGUUGCAGCAAUUAUGUGUGCUUUCGGGGAACUGUACCGCAUCUAGUGACAACCCCAAACUACAACCCGUCCUCCAGAAAAUAAAAGCCAUCAAACAGAAGAUAUCAGCUGAUGUGCCGUUACGAGUCUUGCUUCCUGCGGUGGCUGAGAGCUACUCCCAGCUGAUCUCUUGUGCUCAGUUGGCUGCUGUGUCGCCCCUGCUCUCUCUCCUGGGAGACAGCUUCAAGGCUGGCACAGUCCUGACACCAGAACUCACAGCUUUCCUCCUCUCCGCCUUGGACUUCCGGUGCCAGGCUGCAUCCCGAGCCGAGAUAGAAGCAGUUGAGCCACCUGUUAUCACUGCCAUUAUCGCUCUGGUCUUUAAACUCUCAGAAUCAUCCUUCCGUCCUUUCUACUACAAAAUAUUUAACUGGGCAUUCCAGUCUGGUGCCCACAAAGACCGUUCCAUCACGUUUUACAGAUUAACUUGUGGCAUAGCUGAAGGACUGAAAGGCUUGUUCGUCUCAUUUGCUCAUUACUUCUUGAAGAACGCAUCCAUGCUGUUAGAUGCCAACAAUAUUUCUAAGCAAGAGCUUGACUGGAGCGAGGAGAAGGCUGCAGAGUUGGUUGAAGCGAUACUCAAGGCCCUUCACACAGUGUUUGUUCAUGACGCCAGCCACUUUGUCAACAAAGAGCGUUUUGAUACUCUAAUGCAGCCCAUUGUCGACCAGUUGGAGAACGAGUUGGGUGGGAGAUUGCAGAUGGAACAGAGGAAUACAGAUCUCGUCAUCCCCUGCCUCACACAAAUGGCAGUGAGUGCAGCAGACGACACUCUGUGGAAACAGCUCAACUACCAGAUCCUUCUGAAAACCAGACACAAUAAUUUCAAGGUUCGAAUUGGAGGCAUAUUGGCAGUCUGUGAGGUUGCUAAAAAGCUGGGAGAAGAGUUCUUACCGCUUUUACCUGAAACUGUUCCUUUCCUAGCAGAGCUUUUGGAGGAUGAAAAUGAAAAUGUUGAGAAAGCCAGUCAAAGAGUGGUCCAAGAACUGGAAGCUGCAUUGGGUGAACAGAUCAGUAAAUAUUUUUAACUGUUUUAAACUAUUCUGUUGUUUAUUUAUUGUAUAUAGUUUUAUUAUAUAUAACUCUUUUUAAUUCUA